Messenger RNA from Bipolaris zeicola 26-R-13, 1692 nucleotides. RefSeq lists its product as uncharacterized. The transcript is spliced from 3 exons. Lineage: Eukaryota; Fungi; Ascomycota; Dothideomycetes; Pleosporales; Pleosporaceae. The record is from RefSeq and is a predicted model, not a curated record. Gene Ontology annotation, molecular function: ADP binding; ATP hydrolysis activity. The coding region runs from base 1 to 1692 and encodes 563 amino acids.
AUGAGACUCCUUCAUUUCAACGCGCUGGGAAAGCCCGUCUUAACAGAUUUCUACGGCAAGACAAUUCCGCCUUACGCCAUUCUGUCGCACAGAUGGACCGAUUCUGAAGUUUUGAUUAAGGACAUAAGAGACGGAACCUACGGCACGAAGGAACAAGGCAAUCGAAAGCUUGAAUUUUAUGCCCACAAAGCAGCGCAUGACGAUUUACACAAAUGGUUUACCAGGGGAUGGACACUCCAAGAACUAAUUGCACCAGUAUCAGUCGAGUUCUUCUCAGUUAAAGGACACCGCAUAGGCGAUAAAGCAUCACUUAGCCAGUUACUGCACGAUAUAACUAGCAUCCCGCUCUCGGCACUACAUAACGAUCCUUUGGAUAAAUUCAGUAUAUCUAAGCGAAGAAGAUGGGUCAACGGCCGCAAAACAAAGGAGGAGGAAGAUAUCGUGUACUGCCUGUUUAGGAUUCUUGGUGUCUCUAUGCCUACCGCGUAUGGCGAAGGAAAGGAGAGUGCAGUAAUUAGACUGCAGACUGAACUAGAAGAAGCUAGUGAUGUACCAUCGAUUAUUCCGUUCGCCCAAAACCCCCGAUUUGUCGGCCGAGAGGAACAGCUCGCUGAGCUAGAAGCAAAGCUCUUCACCAACGAACAAACUACCACUACUGCAAUAGCGAUUGUUGGACCUGGGGGAACGGGCAAGUCUCAGCUCGCACUUGAGAUUGCACACAGAAUGAAGCGAAACAGCAAGAACUGCUCAGUUUUCUGGAUAAACGCGACUGAUACAGAUAGUCUCUACCACUCAUGCGCAAGGGUUGCGCAGAAACUCAAUAUCACUGGGUGGGACGAUGCUCAGGUCGACAUGAAGAAACUUGCAAAACGCUGCGUGGAAGAUAUCAGUACACGGCAGUGUUUGCUGAUUUUCGACAACAUCGAAAAAACCGCUCUGCUAUCUAGCGAGUUGUCCACAACAGAAGCCGCAAACCCAGUGGCCGACUUUCUUCCACAGGGCAAGCUGUGCUCCAUUAUCUUUACUACCAAAGACAGCGACACAGCUCAAGCUCUCGCUCCACAAAACCUCAUAGAAAUGCGAGCAUUAACACCCGAUACCGCGUUGAGGAUGUUGCAGAUCCGCUUAGCAAGGCCACUCUCGACCACUGAACAAGAGGUAGCUCAAUGUUUGCUAAGAGAACUGUCAUAUCUCCCUCUAGCAAUCAUUCAAGCAAUAGCCUGUAUAAGUGCGAGCGGGAUGACAUUGCAGGAGUACCGACUACAACUAGACGGUUUCAAAGGUCCCGCUCUCGAAGAUAGUGAUGACUCUUCUAAGGGUGAGCUGCAGGAAUCUAACAGGAGAGAUCCUAUUGCUGCUACGCUAUAUCUUUCCGUCGGCCAACUUUUCCAUAGGCAUGAGCUAGCUGAACAAUAUCUAUGUGUCGCUGCAUGUUUAGACCGGAAAGAUAUUUCACUUGAUAUCCUAGAGGCAAAUCUAACACGAAAAAGAGAAGAUGCAAUCAGGAUACUAGACAAGUAUGCGCUCAUCAUCAGACGACCUGCUGAUUCUGCGCUGGAUCUUCAUCGACCAGUCUAUCAAGCUCUACGCAACCUGCUGCAAAGGGAAGAAAAGCUUGAAGAAGAUGUGCUACGACUCUACGUAUUGACGGAAGAUAUAGGGAGGCAGAAAAGCUACAAGUCCAAGUGGUAG